AUGGUACACAGCAACGGGGAUAUUCCCCUCACCAAUGGAGGGGUGGCUGCGACCAACGGCACCAAGUCAACCAACGGGAUGCCUCUGGCCUCACAAUCCUUAAAUGUCACAUUGAAAGACAAAGUUAUUGCCAUCACGGGCGCGAAUCAAGGCAUCGGUCUGGCACUGGCAGAGGCAUGUCUCGCCAAUGCAGCCUCGCGCGUAUACUCUCUCGACAUCAAAGACCCGGGUAAAGAGUUCCUUGAGCUGCAAAGCAAGCAUCCUGGCGCUCUGGAGCAUAUCAAAGUGGACGUGACCAAUCAAGCCGAGGUCGAGUCAAGUCUCGACGCGAUUGUCGAGGCCACUCAUCGACUAGACGGGUUGGUGGCGAACGCCGGCAUUACCGCCCACAAAUCAGCCUUGGACUUCUCGCAAGCCGAGGUGGAAAGACUCUGGAAGAUAAACGUGAUGGGAACCUGGAAUUGUGCAACUGCGGCCGCAAGAAUGUUCCUCAAGUUAAACACAAAAGGCUCAAUCGUCAUGACUGCGUCUAUGGCCUCCUACGGCGCAAACAAGGCGAGCAUGCUGAUUGGGUCACAGACCGUGCCUUCGACACCUUACUCGGCCACGAAGGCAGCCAUCAGGAGCAUGGCCAAAACCAUGGCCAUGGAAUGGGCCGAUCACUCCAUCCGCGUCAACAGUGUCUCGCCAGGUUUCAUCUUGACCGAAUUGUCGUAUCACGUCCGAGAUGCGCCCGAUUGGGACACGAAAAUGAAGUAUUGGCGUGGCAUGCCUCGUUUGGCCUUGCCGCAAGAGCUUGGAGGAGCUUAUGUGUACCUUCUUUCGGACUCGGCGAGCUAUACCACCGGCAUUGACAUUCCAGUCGCAGGUAGCGUCGGCGCAUGGUGA
Molecule: messenger RNA, 888 nt
Organism: Capronia epimyces CBS 606.96
Lineage: Eukaryota; Fungi; Ascomycota; Eurotiomycetes; Chaetothyriales; Herpotrichiellaceae
Exons: 5
Coding region: 1-888 (295 amino acids)
Cellular component (GO): intracellular anatomical structure
Molecular function (GO): oxidoreductase activity, acting on NAD(P)H, oxygen as acceptor
Source: RefSeq, a predicted model, not a curated record